This is a messenger RNA of Cryptomeria japonica (Japanese cedar), 3689 nucleotides long. Its product is annotated as ATP synthase subunit a. Bases 2327 to 3181 code for a protein of 284 amino acids. Gene Ontology annotation, molecular function: proton transmembrane transporter activity. Gene Ontology annotation, biological process: proton motive force-driven ATP synthesis. The transcript has a single exon. NCBI's taxonomy places the organism in Eukaryota, Viridiplantae, Streptophyta, Pinopsida, Cupressales, Cupressaceae. The record is from RefSeq and is a predicted model, not a curated record.
GGAGAAUGGGUGCCCUAAAAUUCUAUGGGCAGGUUCGAGUGAUUUCUAUCAAGUGUUUUUUUUUUCCCGGCCCCUAUCCAAACUAUCCCCUACUCUCCAAACUACUCUAACGCGGAUUGGGACGCCAUAGUUGUUAUCCGAUCAUUGGCUUGGGGCAAUAGGCACUGCAAUAAGCACCGGAGGUUGGGAUGGUCAUGGCAGCUUAUCCCACCCACUGCCUUCCCUGCCUCCCGCAGCAAUAAUAUUUGUUGGGGCCGCUUCCCAAUAACUAUUCCCUCCCACCCGGAGGUAGCUGCUGGGGAGGGGGAGAUAGAUCCAUCUCGGCUCGAUUGACGGAUCCAGCAAUGGAUGCAUGAUUGGCUCAAAUGCCUCCCUCGAUUCUCCGCUGCCCCGUUCAGUCGGUCGUUAAUGGUGGCAGUGGGUAGCAGCCUGCUUCAUUCUCUCCCCCUGGCUACGAUUCCCUGAAACCAGGAGCUUGGGUUUGGAUUCAAUGCUGAACCGAUGGGAUUCGUUGCUCGCCAUCUCUCCAUGCUUCCUGGACCCAGCACCAAGCCUUCAAGACCAGGCACCCGACCCCCCGCGUACACCAAUCACUGUCCCCACCGGCUUGCUGCUUCGAUGAUGGAUGCGAUGUCGAUCAAGGAGGAGCCCGACUCACAGCCUAUAGAUAGCCGGCUACGAUCCCCGAUUCUAGGUGGGACUAGAUCCUUUGCUGAACCAACGGGAUGAGCCGCAUGCCAUUAGUUACUGGGAUCGGGCUCAGAUCAAUAAUGCAAGGGGUACGGAUGAGAGGGAUCAUACCCGUAUCGAUAGCAGCCAGCUGGGGGCUACGAAUGCCCAUCUCCUCUCUACAUUGAGGAGGUGGGAUUAUUAACAAACAACUGAAUCGCAACUUAACCACCCGGCUGCCUAUAUUCUGCCGGAACUUCUAUUUAUCGGGCUGCAACUAUAGUUGCCGUUUAGUUGCCGUUUAGUUGAGUUGGGUGGGUGGAAAGUCAAGGGGAUGGGUGGGGGGUUCUAUUGCCUCCCACCCACCCCGGGCAAUGCGAUCUCAUUUGGUUGGUUCGGGACCGGUGGGUCCACCACUGUAGGUGCUGCUGAUGCCCCCGCCCCCGUUUCUCAUGGAGUAUCGCUACCACGGGAUAUGAGCCAUGAAUGGUCGAAUGGAGUCCCUUGCCGACCGGAGGGGAUAAGGGGCGAUAGAUCCAUCUGUGAGUGGUCGAUCUGGGCCCAUUCCAUUCUGUUGAGUGAGUGAAUCUCCUGGUGGACCACCCAAGCCAUUCUGUCCACCGGGGUGGGUGGGAGGCCAUAGUUGCCCCCUCUUUUCUAUUAGAAUAGUAGGGCGGAUAAAGAGUUCUAUACGUAACAUGCCAGAAGAAGGGCCCCCGGCUAGGGCUAGACUAGAUUCUAUAGUCUAUACGUCACAUGCCAACAGUAAUAGAAACCUCCCGGGGGGGCCACCCACCCUCCCCACUAUAGGCGGCGUUAAAGGUAGGUAGGCUUGGGCAUUCAUGUUACGUAUAGAAUCAUCUCCUCCCACCCACCCAUGUUACGUAGCCGAAGGGUGGGGGGGCCCCGGGGAAUUCGAAGCUCCAAUAGGCGCCCGAUGCCGUUUCUGAAGAACUCCCCAUAGAAUUGUAGGGCGAGGAUUCGAACAACAACUCACUCUAUUAGUAGUCGUCGGAUAAUAUUCUCGUGAGAAUGGAAUGCACGCAUUAAUCAUCUCUAGUCUAGACUGGAGGUUCAAUCGGUGGUGGUAGGGAGGAUAACCACCGGAUGGGUAGAGGGGUUAUGCCGGUUGAACUAGAUUAUUUAUGUAUGGAAAGCCUCUAAUUUGCCCGCCGCCCGACAGAGAGUUUGGGAGUUGCUCGAACAGGCCCCACCCCUGUUUAGCUCGCUAUGCCAUGGUGAACAAGAGCCCUACCGGCCUUACCACUAUAAAGGUAGGGGUAGGGUUAAAAGGUGGGAGGGAGAUUAGCCUAAGAGGUAGAUGCCGCCCUACUAUUCUGACGGGGCGCUUCAAUCUAUAGCCUCCAGCCGUUCCCACCCCACCUUUUUCGGGCCCUUAGAAUAGUAGGGCGGGAACAGAUAGUUGACUUGCCGUUGCCCGUGAAGCCCAGGUACGCACUCUUCUGAUAAGAAAUCGAGGGCAACUCAACUAUAAUAGGCCGAUCCCUAUCGACCGAUAGGGAGAGAGAUCGGUCCUCAAUCCCGAUGAUAUCGCGUAUGUAGAUAUCAUUAGGGGAGAUAGCCCCCACUGGUGCGCUCGACCGCUCUUUAAGCUAUGACGGAAGGCCCUACCUAAUAUCUUGUUGCUCUUUAAGCUAUGACGAACGGCCCCCUAGAAGAGGAGGAGAUAAAAGUAUUUAUUACGCUAAACAGCCCACUCGAGCAAUUCGCCAUUAUCCCAUCGAUUCCUGUGAAGAUAGGGAACUCGUAUUCCCCAUUCACAAAUUCCCCUUUGUUCAUGUUGCUAACUACCGGUUUAGUCCCGCUCUCGGUUCAUUCCGCCACUAAGAACGGAGGAAACCUAGUACCAAAUGCUUGGCAAUCAUUGGUAGAGCUUAUUCAUGAUUUCGUGCUGAACCCGGUGAACGAACAAAUAGGCGGUCUUUCUGAAAAUGUGAAGCAAAAGUCUUUCCCCUGCAUCCCGGUCACUUUCACGUUUUUGUCAUUCCGUAAUCCCCAAGGUAUGAUACCAUAUAGCUUCACAGUGACAAGUCAUUUCAUCAUUACUUCGGGUCUCUCUUUUUCGCCCUUUAUUGGAAUUACUCUAGUGGGAUCUCAAAGAAAUGGGCUUCAUCUCUUCAGCUUCUUCUUACCCGCGGGAGUACCACUGCCGUUAGCACCUUUCUCAGUACUCCCUGAGCUAAUCCCUUAUCGUUUCCGCGCAUUAAGCUCAGGAAUACGUUUAUUCGCUAAUAUGAUGGCUGGUCAUAGUUUAGUAAAGAUCUCAAGUGGGUUCGCUCGGACUAUGCUGUGUCUGAAUAACAUAAUGUAUUUCUCAGGAGGUCUUGGUCCUCUAUCAAUCGUUUUCGCACUGACCGGUCCGGAAUUAGGUGUGGCUAUAUCACAAGCUUAUGUCUUUACAAUCUCAAUUUGUAUUCACCCGAAUGACGCUAUAAAUCUUCAUCAACUCCAAUUCAGUAUAGUAAUGGGCCUCGAGCUCCUUUCUUUCUAGAAUAUAGAAUUGCCCUGCAUAGGAACUACCAUAGAAUAGUAGGGGCCCCAUGAACACCCCCCUCGCGAAUAGUAGGGGUGGGUGGGAGGACAUGCCGGGGCAAGCUGAUGCCGUACUCUAGCAAGCUGAUCCCUUCCCCUUCCCUUUAGAUAGUAGGGGGGUAGGGGUAGGGUCCAUAGCCCCUCGACAUUUUCUGGUAGGGCUUGACUGCCCCCUACUAUUCUAAAGGGCCCCCUAUCAAUUCUCUGGGGCGCAUUAAUUUACCCAUCAAAUUUGAGGGCCUGGGAGCCCGCUAGAAUGACGCUAGAAUAAGGGUGGGUGGGAGGAGGCUAUGGACUGCUCGCCCUACAAUUCUAUGGAGUGGGAGGGCCCCUCGACAUUCUAUGGUAGGGUGGGGGGCCCCUACUAUUCGCGAGGGGCCUAAGAGGUAGAUUAGUUGUUAUUGUGGGGGGGUUCUAUUGCCUAUCUGUAGAGUUUCUCUAUAAUUGAGCAAAAGCGAUUGCCCCUA